Molecule: messenger RNA, 1308 nt
Organism: Gavia stellata (red-throated loon)
Lineage: Eukaryota; Metazoa; Chordata; Aves; Gaviiformes; Gaviidae
Product: E3 ubiquitin-protein ligase RNF170
Exons: 7
Molecular function (GO): ubiquitin protein ligase activity
Source: RefSeq, a predicted model, not a curated record
AUGAGCAACUGUUUUAACCCUUCCCCAGGAGGUGUGGCAACAUGCCCCUGUCCAACAGCGCAGGUGGGACUGAGAAAGCCUAUGGCAGUUUUACCUCUUUUUAAUUGAAGUGGUCUUUUUUUUUUUUUUUUUAACUCUCCUCAGCCUCCGAGGCUGCUGUUAGCAACUGCUUUUUUCCUGAGUUUAUGCUGCAUAAGCCAGGGAGCAACAAAAGCCAGCUGCUUUCCAGGGAACAUGGAGCUAAAAGCGAGAACACAGCCAGCAAGGCAGAGGCUUCACCAACCAGACAUUCUAAUACAAAAUACACGAGCCGAAUCAGUCCAAAUUUGGCAACCCAGUAAUCACAGUGACUUCAGCUGCCCCAUCUGUCUCCAGACAGCUACCCUCCCAGUAGAAACCAACUGUGGACAUUUAUUCUGUGGUUCCUGUCUGAUCACAUACUGGAAACAUAGUCCCCAGCUAGCAGCAAUAAUCUGCCCUCUCUGCAGACAAAAGGUGGUUCUUCUGGAUAACAUCUCUUGUGAAAAGCAACAAGAUAAGUCAAGUAAACAAAUUGUACAUGACAUUAGAGAUUACAACAAGCGUUUCUCAGGGCAACCUCGACCUUUUGCAGAUUACCUUUAUGACAUGCCGUUAUUCCUGACUCUUGCCUUGCGAGGAAUCUUCACCUGGGAUGGUCUCGUAUGGAUUUUUUUCCUAAGGGUUGCUGUUUGCUCCUUUGGAACUAUCAUAUGCUUGUCUUCUCCAUUUGACAUGAAGCCUGGGCCUCUCUGUAGGACGCUUGGAACAGCUGACGACAUGGUGGUUGUUUCCCUUCUUUUAAUUUGCAUGAUAAACAUUUGUCAGCAAAUCGCAUCUAAUGGGGUAAAUAUGGCAAGGUCUGCAGCUCAGAGCAUGCUGUCGGAGUCCUGACUGACUCAAACAUGGAUUCCUUGGUCAACCUUCAUCAAGCGAUGGCAGGCUUCUCUUUGAUUUGGGGCAGCGUAUGAUGGAUUUGUCAUUCUGCUGCUGACAAAGGCUGAAGCAGGACUCAGCAAUACUUGGCAUGGCCAAGUGAUUCGAUGUGCAAGCGCUUAGAAGGCUAGUUUUACACUGUAUACUUGCUAGACUCUUUCAUGCUGCGUUUUUCUGUAACUUAUCUUCGUACAAAGUGCCUGAAUUGAAAAUACCUAAAGCUAUGAACAGAGCUUAAAGUUACAAUGCCAAUCAACUUGCAGUUGAAGAGUUUUAGAACUCUUUGAGCUUUUAACAUUUUACAUCUUGGCUCAAUUUGAAAAAAUUUUAAUCUGAGAGCUUAGCAAACUGUAC